Mustela erminea (ermine) is the source of this 10800-nucleotide messenger RNA. It is a transcript of the gene MAP3K13, whose product is annotated as mitogen-activated protein kinase kinase kinase 13. Lineage: Eukaryota; Metazoa; Chordata; Mammalia; Carnivora; Mustelidae. Gene Ontology annotation, biological process: protein autophosphorylation; JNK cascade. The transcript is spliced from 16 exons. The record is from RefSeq and is a predicted model, not a curated record. The coding region runs from base 1800 to 4700 and encodes 966 amino acids. Gene Ontology annotation, molecular function: JUN kinase kinase kinase activity; ATP binding; protein homodimerization activity.
ACCUAGGCGCCCCAGCUCACUGCUUUUAAAGGAGUUACGUGAAAAGAUUGGUCCCAUCUGGAUAAUCUCCCUGUCUCAAAGCCCUUAACCUUAACUGCAUUGACUAAGUCCUUUUUGCCGUGGAAAGUAACAUAUUCACAGAUGCUGGUGAUGAGAAAAUGGACAUCUUUGUGGGGGACCAUUAUCCUGCCUCCCACCGUUCCUAUUGCAGGGGAUCACCAGGAUCGUGACGGGGCUAACUGGAUAGAGAAACAGAUUAAGAAGAAUUGAAGAUGAUCCCCAAAUAUGUUGCCUAGGAGAGAAUGAGAUAAUGUUUAUAAAGUGAUUAGAGCAGUAAGUGCAUAAUAAAUGGUUUCUGCUUCAACGGCUAAUGCUACAAAUUACAGAAAUGCAGUAGCUCAGAAGGGAAAGAAGCUUAGGGAUGUGGAAGGGGAUGAAGCAGUGGAACAUUUUAUCUUGCACAGAACAGAAUUUGGGAUCCAAGUUCUCACUUUACUCUUAGGGAAGCAGGUGGUUUCAAUGUCAGAAAACAACUAAGUUUAACCAGAACUCUGUGUGGUUCUGCUACCUGAUGAAAGAGGGAGAAUGAAGUUGAUGCGGACUCUGGGAAAGAAGCAACUUUCUGGCCUCUUUUUUUGCCAUGACUGCACGAUGUAUAGAUUCUGGGGAGGAGAGAAAACUUUCAUGAAAGGGAGAAAGCACGGUUUUUGAAACUCAGAGGACGACUGUAUUAGUUUUUCUCCCCCAGGAACAUAUGGGAAAGAAAUGCCCUCUGAAACCAAAGCCCCGCCAUCGGAGACGAUGAGGUUUCUUCAGGCUUUCACUGUGAUCUUUACAUUUGUCUCUUGAAAUACGUUGCUCUCCACCUUCAAGAAGCUGCUGAUUCGUGGCGGUCAAGCAGUAGUUAAAUUAACAAGCCCUCCCACCUCGCUCCGGCUGGGUGGUAGCUUCCAAGGCCACCCUGAAUGUGUAUCAGUGUGGACCUGAUCUAGAAACAGCCAGGAAGGGAACAAAGUUUAGUCUGUGAGGAAAUAGGCGGCUGCCGGCUGCCGGUAGUUUCAUACCGUCUGUCCAGAUUUCAGGCUUGCUGUGGUUUCCCUUCUAGUAAAUACUAGCUUUGACUUCUCAUGAAUCAAAAGAUCCAAGCAGUCAGUUGCCAUGAGGGUGCCGGAGCCAAAUCUGGGCAGGGAGAGAGGAAUGGAGAGGGCAAAAGACAGAGCAGAGCUGGUGGGGCUCCCUGUGUUCCUUGUUUCCACGUACCAGCUUCUUCGCUGUGCGGUGGCAGUGCGUGGGCGUACGCAUACACACAGUGAACAGAGGGAAGCCUCUUGGACUACACACAACUUUAUACACGCUUUGAGGUGUCUCUCGCCCCUGUCCCCUUCCAGAGCACUGCUGGGUUGCAGUAGCUGGAUGGCCUUCCACUGUUCUGUUGACUGGGGCAGUCACUCCUCUAGGUGGGUACUUGUGUUUCCUUGGGAGUGGCUCUAGGGCAUCGAGAAUAACCCUGUGAAUUACUACUGUUUUUUCAUCAGUAGUCAUGAUAUCAUAGCUGUUUGUUUCUCUUUGUCUGUGUCAACAAACAACCGGACCAGGGAAAGAGUAUAGCGUGAGGAGAGGACUCAUCCUACUCUGCCGCUGAUGAGCGGUUGUAUCGAGCAAGUCAGCAAUAACCUAUGAAUUUGAAUUUGGACCCAUGAAUGUGACCACAGAGGUUUUGGAGCCCUCUCUUGCAUCCGAAUCCCAUGCCACUAAUCCUCUGAGUGUCAUCUCAGGAUCCUGGGCACACUCAUGGCACCAUGGCCAACACGCAGGAGCCCCUGAGCUGCUCCUCUUCCCCACACUUGCCCUCGAGUGAAAGCAGGACCUUCAGCAGACUCCAGGAUGAACUCAUGCCUGUGGGGAACCACCCUUCCCCCACACUCCUUAAGGACCAGCAGGAAAAGGGGGUGGCACAAACAGAGCUAUCCGAGAGCAUGAACAGCCCCAUCACCACAACAGUGUUGACAAGCGUGAGUGAGGAUUCCAGGGACCAGUUUGAGAACAGCGUUCUUCAGCUGAGGGAACACGAUGAAUCAGAGAUGGCCAUGUCUCAGGGGACCAGCAACACCGUGGAUGGAGAGAGCACAAGUGGAACUGAAGACAUCAAGAUCCAGUUCAGCAGAUCCGGCAGCGGCAGUGGCGGGUUUCUGGAAGGACUGUUUGGAUGCUUAAGGCCUGUAUGGAAUAUCAUUGGCAAGGCAUAUUCCACUGAUUACAAAUUGCAGCAGCAAGAUACUUGGGAAGUGCCAUUUGAGGAGAUCUCAGAGCUGCAGUGGCUGGGUAGUGGAGCCCAAGGAGCUGUCUUCUUGGGCAAGUUCCGAGCAGAGGAAGUGGCCAUCAAGAAAGUGAGAGAACAGAAUGAGACGGAUAUCAAGCAUUUGAGGAAGUUGAAGCACCCUAACAUCAUCGCUUUCAAGGGUGUUUGUACUCAGGCCCCCUGUUACUGCAUUAUCAUGGAGUACUGUGCCCACGGACAGCUCUACGAGGUUUUGCGAGCUGGCAGAAAGAUCACACCGCGAUUGCUAGUGGACUGGUCCACGGGAAUUGCAAGUGGAAUGAAUUAUCUGCACCUCCAUAAAAUUAUUCAUCGUGAUCUCAAAUCACCUAAUGUUUUGGUGACUCACACAGAUGCGGUAAAGAUUUCAGAUUUUGGCACAUCUAAGGAACUCAGUGACAAAAGCACCAAGAUGUCCUUCGCCGGUACAGUGGCGUGGAUGGCACCAGAGGUCAUACGCAAUGAACCCGUCUCUGAGAAAGUCGAUAUAUGGUCUUUUGGAGUGGUGCUUUGGGAGCUGCUGACAGGAGAGAUUCCUUACAAAGAUGUCGACUCUUCAGCCAUUAUUUGGGGUGUUGGAAGCAAUAGCUUGCACCUUCCAGUUCCUUCCACUUGCCCUGAUGGAUUCAAAAUCCUUAUGAAACAGACAUGGCAGAGUAAACCUCGCAACCGGCCUUCUUUCCGGCAGACACUCAUGCAUUUAGACAUUGCCUCUGCAGACGUUCUUGCCACCCCCCAGGAAACCUACUUCAAGUCUCAGGCUGAAUGGAGAGAAGAGGUGAAAAAACACUUUGAGAAGAUCAAAAGCGAGGGAACUUGUAUACACCGAUUAGAUGAAGAGCUGAUUCGGCGGCGCAGGGAGGAGCUCAGGCAUGCUCUGGAUAUUCGGGAACACUAUGAGAGAAAACUCGAGCGGGCUAAUAAUUUAUACAUGGAACUGAGUGCCAUCAUGCUGCAGCUAGAAAUGCGGGAGAAAGAGCUCAUUAAGCGUGAGCAAGCAGUGGAAAAGAAGUAUCCUGGAACAUACAAACGACACCCCGUCCGUCCAAUAAUCCACCCCAACACCAUGGAGAAGCUCAUGAAGAGGAAGGGCACGCCUCAUAAAUCAGGGAUGCAGACCAAACGGCCAGAUCUGUUGAGAUCUGAAGGUAUCCCCAGUACGGAGGCGGCUCCCGCUGCAUCCCCUUUGUCCGGAAGUCCCAAAACCUCCACCUCGAGCAGCAAGAGUCGCUAUCGGAGCAAGCCGCGCCACCGCCGAGGGAACAGCAGAGGCAGCCACAGUGAUUUCGCAGGGAUCUUGAAAAACCAGCCAGCCCAGGCCAGUUCACCCCAUCCCACGGACCUACACCACGCUCAGUCCCAGUACCCGUCUCCCCAUCACCACCAUCCUCUGCAGCAGCAGUACCAGCAAGGCCCCCCUGCCGUGUCCCAGAGUCACCAUCCCAGACUCAGUAUGCACGGACAGGACAUUGCCACCUGCGCCAACAACCUGAGGUAUUUUGGCCCAGCAGCGGCCCUGCGGAGCCCACUCAGCAACCAUGCUCAGAGACAGAUGCCCGGUUCCAGCCCCGACCUCAUCUCCACGGCCAUGGCGGCGGACUGCUGGAGAAGCUCUGAGCCUGAUGCGGGCCCAGCGGGGCCCUGGGGCUGUUGUCAGGCUGACCCUUACGACCCCUGCCUCCAAUGCAGGCCAGAACAGUGUGGGUCCUUGGACAUACCCUCUGCCGAACCAGUGGGGAGGAGCCCCGACCUUUUCAAGUCACCAGCACACAAUCCCCUCUCGGAAGAUGCCCAAGGUUCCGAGAAAAUGGGAGAACGGGAAUUCAAAGGCUGCAGGUCUGCAUCAUCCCUUGGCAUCCCUUACCACGUCACCCCCCCAGUGCUACCUCGAAACACAAGGCCCCUGCAAAAGAGUGGAGAUGACUCCUCAGAAGAGGAAGAAGGGGAAGUAGAUAGUGAAGUUGAAUUUCCACGAAGACAGAGGCCCCAUCGCUGUAUCAGCAGCUGCCAGUCGUAUUCGACCUUUAGCUCUGAGAAUUUCUCUGUGUCUGAUGGAGAGGAGGGAAAUACCAGUGACCACUCCAACAGUCCUGAUGAGUUAGCAGACAAGCUUGAAGGCCACCUGGCGGAGAAGCUGGAUGACCUACUGUCGCAAACACCAGAGAUCCCCAUUGAGAUAUCCUCGCAUUCCGACGGGCUCUCUGACAAGGAGUGCGCUGUGCGCCGCGUGAAGACACAGAUGUCUCUGGGCAAGCUGUGUGCAGAGGAACGUGGCUAUGAGAAUCCUAUGCAGUUUGAAGAUUCGGACUGUGACUCUUCCGAUGGAGAGUGUUCUGAUGCCACGGUUAGGACCAAUAAACACUACAGCUCUGCUACUUGGUAAUGGAGGAAAACCCAUCCUGAAGAUCUCAUGACUAUACUGGCAUUUCAGAUCCUUUCCCCCUUCCCCCCACCCCCAGACUCUUUCCCCUCUCUCCUUGCUUUUUUGUCUGGGAAGAGAGCUGCCCCAUCUUUCUUACCCCUAGAAAUGAGCUGCAAUAACAGGAACAUGAGACUUCGCAAAUCUCUGGAAAAAAAAUAUCCAAAUGAAAUUAAGUCUCACUGAACAUUUCAAUCAAGAAUGGCAGGGAUCUAUUUUAUUGAAUAUUCUAGCUACUGUAACAUUGAUAUUUAUUUUUGUUUGACAUUUUAACACUUUGUACUGUAAAGAGUGAACUAUAUAUGAUAGAGAGAGAGACAAUAAUUUCUUGCAAAAAAAAAAAAAAGAGAGAGAGAGAGAGUGAGAGAUAAAGGAAGAAAGAAGUGGAAUUUAGGAGCAAACAUCCUUGGGAAUUUGUGGGGCCAGGAGGUAUUAUUGCUACUUGAACAGGGGACCAGUUCUUUUGGCCAUAAGUGACUGAAGAAAAGCCAGAGCAAGACAUAUUAUUUUAGAAAACAAAGAACAACAAAAGAAAAGCAAUUCCAGGUAACUUGUGAACAGACCACAUUAAGUUCAACCAGCUUGUCCACAUGGGUGAUGGAAAUUGUCUAGAAAAGAUUGGUAACCAGAUACUUACACCCAAGGUCGUUGAGGGCAUGUGCUUCCUCCUGGAGGAAGAAGACAACUAUACGUGUGGAAGCUGAUUUCAUUUGAAAAAUUUGAAGCAGCAUUUUGUAUGAGACUUACAAAUAGCAUCAGACCUUGUCUUUGACAAAUACUUCCCUUUUUAAUGCCUUCAUCGUCAUGACCUUGACCAAUGUGUGACCUUGACCAUUGUGUUGAUUUUUCGGACUCAAGUGCCAUUUUCUAGUAGCCUAUUUCCUUUCCACCUGUUGACCACUUCCUUUAGGAAGAAGGGCGAGGGGUGCUGAUUUAAGAGAAAGAGGAGAUUUACAACAGUAUUUGAAAAGCAAAUGUGGAAUUAAUGGAAAUACAUUCUCCCAGUGUCUCAGUUGAGCUUCAAGCAGAAGAUGAGACUGCCCCUCUGUGGAACCCGGUUGCUUGUCUACUAGAAUCAUAUUGAUUCAAACAGAACACACUUUGAAGGCAGCUAGCAUGUGUGUGUGUCUGUCUAGUGUCCAACCCCAAACCAUCCCCUUUGUUUUCAUUUAUUAACUCAUCCUAUCCGGGAAGCUUUAGUGCGUGGCUACCACUAGCAGCAUAAAGGCAAAACAAGCAUCUUGCAAAAGGCAACCCCUUUCCCACCACAACAGCAUUUUCAUUAAAUGCAACUUGUAAAAUGAAUUUUACUGCACUCUGGAUCAAUGCAGUUUGGAAUAAUUGGAUUUGGAAAUUUCUGGAAAGAACAACCUGUGCUGAGCAGCAAUUAGAAAGACCUGACAUUGUCCAAGGCAUGAGGUUCUGCUUGGUUUGGGGUCAUGGGCUUUGAAAAGUACCCCAGGGUACUUGAUGGUACCUCAGCUCCAAGGAAAUUUUUACCUAGAAUUUUAUAUAGAAACAGGUGUUGGCCUAGUUUCUGUCUCUUUCUCCAAGAAAGGUUACUGUCAAACAACCUCUCUAGGCUCAAGACCCUAAAGACCGUGGCUCAACGCUUUGGCACUACAUCAUGUUGGACAUUAGAAAAGACUUACACAUACAGGUAUUAAACUAUUUCCAACUCAGAUGAAACCAUUGCCCCCCUCGGUGUCACUGAUUGCAUCAGCCAAAAAGGAAAGGCGGAGGGAAUUUAGAGCAGUUCCUUUUGCUUGUUUGAUCCCUCCAUUUGUUUACACUUUAUGUUGAGACAUUGAUUUAAAAUUUAGUGUCUAUAAUUUAUAACUCUUAGCUUGGAUGAAGGAGAAUGUUUAACUUAUACAGAGAGCAGUAUUGUUUGCAUUAAAUUAUUCCAUUUUGUAUAAAUUCUGUAGCUGGACUACAUGAAAAAUCUUAAGUUAUGGCAUUAUUAUCAUUGUUAUUUUAUUUUAUAAUAAUUAUCAUUCUCAUUUUCUGUCGAUCAGAAGGUGUGGUUUACAGUGUAGCACAAUGAUUGUGUGUAUUGCUAACCAUGAGUAAUGAUGGCUUUUUAUGACCUUGAGGAAGGAAUGAAAAUGGAACUGCCAUUUGGGAGCUCCCCGGUACUCCCCUUAGUUGCAGUCCCUCAUUUUCUCUGUGCAACAACAAUCAUUGAGGGUCUGGGUUCUGCACUGGAGCCUAGUGGAUACACUGUGGUUUUUAACUUGAUCCUCAAAGCUCCUGGGUGGGCAGGUGACUGAGUGGAUGGACAAAGACUUCAAAAGCUGUAAACUUUCUCAAGUUUCAUAAGAAAUAAAAUCAUGGGACUACCUUAGAAGCCAAAAGAGAUUCAUUUAGUGCCCUGGGAGGAACCGGCCUAAGGAGUUUCCUCCCGGGGCCCAUGGGUUAGGCAGCAUCGGGAGCGGUCAGCAGUUUGUCACCUCCUUCCUGCCGGGUCCCAGAGCAUCAAAACCUUUUUUUUUUUUUUUUUCUCCUGGCUGGGAAUAGCAAAGAAACAUUACAAAGAAGCAAAAAAAAAAAAAAAAAAAAAAAAGAAUAUAUAUGUCAUGACACUGACAUAAAUUGCCUAGCUGUAAUGUCAUCCCAUAAAAGAUAAGAGAAAUUCUAGAAGGAGGCCUAGUCGCUUAGAGGGUGAUAGGGCUGCAAAGGUACCUUGAAAGGCCAUAGUUUCCAUCAUUGGACUUUCAGCAACACUGAACUGUGAAUCCCUCUGCUUCGUCGCUUCUGGGAACAGAGAAGCUACAAGCCUACCUCCUCCUUCUCUUCAACUUAAAACAUGCUUCAGCUUGUCCAGUUCUUGCCCACCUCUAGUGGCAAAAGGGAAACGUGAGGGUCAGCUUCUGUCUUACGCCUCUCAGUGAUGGUCUUCCCAGAAUACCCAUACCUGAUACCUCAUAAUUCUGAUAUUUUUUUGAAUUACCAUCUCGACUGCUUGUCAUGCUAAUGCCAUAUCUACCUAUUGGGUUUACUGUUACGAGCAUGUUAGGCUAGUAGGUAGUGUUGAAUCUUUAGCCAUUCAUUGUAUUGUCAAGAGCUGAAUAAAGUUCCACGUUGAAUGUUUUUAUUUUUAUUUUUAUUUUUAGUAGAAGUGACUAGAGGCUUCAGAAGAGAACAGUAUCCAUAGCCUAGGUUAAAAGCCUUUUCUAGCGUAGCCUGGCCCUUCACUGCCUGCCUUGAGCUAACCAGGACCGUUGUGAAUCGGUGUAUGUUUCUUUGAGAACAACUCCACAGUUACCUGAAGACUGCUGCGUCCAGAGCUCGGGGAAUCGAAGAGCUGAUUCUUUAGUCCUCAGGACUCUGAUUUCAAGCUUCAGUGUUGGGAUUGAAAAGUUAACCCCCUUGGGAUGAGCAUUCACACUCAUUUAGCAUCUGUUUUUGACGGACUGCAAGAUAAUGAGUUUUCAUUUGUCUUGCCAGUGCACAUUUGGUUUUGAUUUUCAUCUAUUUCUUGAUCAUGUCCUCUGAUAGCAAUUCCUAUUAAAAUUGCUUAGCAGAGGGACUGAGAAGCCGACAUCAACUCUGAAGUGGUAACAGACCUUACUGCCCAUGAAGUUUCGACCUGUUUUUAAGACAGUGGGAGUUCCUACUCAAAAAGGGUGAAGGUGCUAGCUAGCUCUGUGGUAAGAUGAUUUGGUACAGCCUACUGGAAUUUCAGAUACUUAGGAACUUUACUAUCAGCAAAUCAUCCCUCUAGAAUUAAGGAUUUUUUUUUUUUUAAGUAGUACUUAGUACUGGACAUUUCAGGGUCUCAUUGUGCUAAAUUUCCCUCUUACCCCAAGUAAUAGAUGUGAUGGUAUUGGAGUUUCUUGGCACCAACCCAAUUUUAAAUGCCCUUCCCUACUGUGAAACACUGACAUCCAUUGUGUGUGAAUGCAGCCUUACUGAUCAAAUAUUUUACUUUUUUAUCCCCAUGCUCUUUUGUCUCAAGUUUUCCCCCUUUUCAUAAAAUGUUCUCAUUUGAACACCCUGGAACUGAAUUCUCCAGAACAGAACACAUUUGGAAUCCAAGGAAUUCCUGCCCUGCUUUGCAGUACAGUGUGCUGUUUUGUUUUUCCACUAAGCCAGAAACCAAAAUAGGACUGCAUACUGCCCUCCACCACCUCCAUCCCAAACACACAAGAUUGAUGUUUCUUACUGACCACCAUAUUCUUUCCUACCCAGCCUGGACACAGCCUCAGAACCUCUCCCAACAGAGCACUGGGAACAACCACCACCACCUGACUGGAAUUGGUGUGUAAGGGGAGAUCUGUUUUGGCAUCCCAAUCCUAAACUCAUAAUUAAUUCUCUCAAGGUGGUUUGGUAUCUUGAGUUAGCCCUGAAGGGAGAGUGACAGGAUCACACCAGUGUCCUCCUUCUGGAGCUUACCCUGUGGCUCACUGGCAGGAAAAAAGCCACUUGCUUCCACCCACUGCCCUUUUGGACAAUUCCAGUUGAAGAAUUUCCAAACACUGAUGAAUGGAAUUCAGAAGUGUCUCUUCAUUUAUAUCAUUUCAUUGUGUUCAAUAAGCAUGUUCCUCCCUCCCCUUCUAUGAACAAAGUUAGUAUGUUAAGUCCCAGUUAUUUGCUUGUUAGGCUCCAUGAGGCUAAUGUACCAAAACAAUGUGAUACUCUUUUUAAGACUUUGACUUGUACUGUCAGUAUGAAUUUAGUGCCUUUCCAGGCAGCAAGAUUUUUCUUCUUCGCUGAUUUCAUAGAAUAAACACCCUUGUAUACCCCUACCAUUAAUGUUACCAACCUCAUAGACUAGCACGUAAGAAUUACAUUAGUCGGAUCGUUUGCAUGGUACAGCCAGUACUGCAAGCACCUAGUCAAACUGGAAUGAACAAGGUUGCCGAGUGGAAGACCCUUCUGGAACCUGGAACACUUCUCAGGGACAAAUGGCAGAAGAGGGGAGCUCUCAAAGCACUGCUUUGAGAAACAGGGUUAUCUCAAAGGAGUUGGGGUGAGGCUUUUAACUGUCACAUGAUGAGGGUAUCGUGGCAGGAUUUCACAGAGACAGGCCCCCACGUGGAUGCAAGGCUGCUGUAAGGAAACUUCCAGCAGAAUGCCAGGCUUACUCUCUGGAGCCACUUCACAGCACUCAGGGGAACACCGGCUCCUGGCCCCAGGCUGCUGCCCAGUGACCUGGCAGAAGAGAUCCUCCAGUGGUUCUCCACAGAGACCGCCCCCAGUCAGAAUGUGCUAGCUCUUAGGAAGAUGUCCCUCAGGGACCGUAUUACCCAGGUGGCUCUCCACUUCUCCUCAGAUUCCGGAAGUCGGAAGACCCACUUGGAUUCUUGAUUGCAAUAAUUGGAGUUCCUAUCAAUUUGGAGCAAAUUCUUUUCUGUGGCUAAGUCUCAAAAUGAGCUUCCUCAUGUCUCCUCUGGGUCUCCAGCCCCAUCAGUUCCCCACUUCCUGUGGUUUCUGAUGCCAGCUCCAUCUGUACUGAGCAAUUGUACGGUGAGGGGGAAUAAGAACAAUGAGCGAAGCAAACCAAUGCAUGGAAUUAAACAAAAAGUGUGCUUCACUCUUUCCUGGUCCUGUCUUUUCCUAAGGUGCUGCGUGUGUCCUGAAAGCUGCCUUCACAUCAAGGCACUUGUCAGAGCUUUAGGGAAGGGAGGACUCGACAGGCAGGGUAUCCUGCAGCCAGGAAAGCCAGGUGUGGAGAAGCUGGUUUCUGUGGCUCUGUUGUUUCAGACACACCCAUAGAAGGAAAGGAAACCAUUGUUUUCUUUGCUCAUAGUCUCUCCUUGAUUGUUUUGUCAGUCUGGACAAGAGCUUCCUGCCUUCCCACAGCUUCCCUGCUGCCGUACAUCUUGUAGUUCCUCCUAUGUUAUUAGUGACCUCACUAUAAAGUGGGUGUAGAGAAGAAACAGAGGAAAACAAAAAUCUGGUGUCCAAAGAGUCAUUGUGGUAAAAUGCCUCCUGAGAGCAGAAAGCUAAAACACCAUUUUGGGUUAUCCACUUUUCAGCCAAUCCUGAUUCCCACUGGCAAGGGGAAUGGAAAGUUAGCAACAUGUCCAACACACACCACACAGAACAUUUAUAUCCA